AUUAUUCUGUGGUAGUGUCAAUGUCGUCUGAAAUCUGAGAAAGGGAGAUAGGUUGUUUCAAAUUUCAAUAUUUGAAAAUUUCAAGUUUACAAAAAUAUUGAAAACCAUGCAUUGUUUAUGAUGGCCAAUAAAAAUUUCUAUGGAAAACAGCAGCAGACUUUCACAGGAAAAUGUGUUCUCAUAAAUGAAGAUAGAUUUAAGGUUGAAUUAAGUGCUUUCAUCCAAGAGGCUAUUGACGUCUUCAAGACUAUUCCAACUAGAUUCUAUGAUCCGAAAUCGCGCAUUUGGAACUUUGACGUGAAAAACCAUGAGCUGGUUGUUGCAAGACUCAAUCACUUGAGGCCCAAAUUAACUAUAGAACCUUUACCGAAAUUCGUCUUGAAUUGUCUUCAAAUUAGAAGCAAUGAAGCUGAUAUCGAUUUUGAUAGAUUAGAUCCUGUAUUACUAAAUUCGUUAAUGCCUUUCCAAGUUGAAGGACUAAGGUUUGGUAUCAACAAGAAUGGUAGAUGCCUAAUAGCAGACGACAUGGGUCUCGGAAAGACUUUCCAGGCUUUGGCAAUAGCAAAUUAUUACAUAGACGAGUGGCCAUUGUUGAUAAUUACGACCUCCAGUAUGAAGGCUGUCUGGGAAGAAACAAUUACUACUCAUUUGCCGUCGAUAUCUAUCAUGGGAAUUCAGUAUAUGAUAACAGGAAAGGACUACAUUGGUGAUGCGAGGAUUUUGAUAGUUUCCCAUGACAUGAUGUGGCGUAGUCUAAAAAAAUUACAAGAGAGGCAUUUUGGAGUAAUGAUUGUUGACGAAUCUCAUACCAUGAAAAGCUUCAAAAGCAAGUGUUUUCAGUCUGCCGAGACCCUUGCUAAAAGAGCAAAGAGGGUUAUCUUGCUAAGUGGCACUCCGGCUCUGUCAAGGCCUAGCGAGCUCUUCACUCAGCUCAGUUUAAUAGAUAGUAAAUUUUUUGGCACAUUUUAUGACUUUAGCAAACGGUACUGUGACGGUCAGCAAACUGCGUUCGGUUGGAACGCCAGCGGCAAGUCCAACUUGGAAGAGCUGGAGAUCAUUUUAUCAAAAAAAUUUAUGAUCCGUAGGACCAAAGAAGAAGUGAUGAAAGCGUUGCCCAAUAAAAAGCAAGAGAUGAUUACUUUAGAUACAAAUCUAAGUCAAUUUUCUGUCGAGGACCGUAGUUGUCUUUUGGGGUUGGCUGAAAAGUAUAGAGAACAGAAGGGACCACAAAAGCAUAGCGCUCUAUUGAAAUUCUUUUCCGAAACCGCUGCAAUCAAAAUUCCUUCCGUGUGUUCUUACAUUUUGCAAACUCUGGAAAGCAAAGUGAAAUUUUUGGUCUUUGCCCAUCAUCAGGUAAUGAUGGACGCUAUAGAAGACAUAGUCAAGAAGAAAGACAUAAAGUACAUCAGGAUAGAUGGAAACACUACCUCGGAUCAGAGAAAGUACUUUAUCAACAAAUUCCAGCUGGACGAUAAAUACAAAUGUGCCAUUUUGUCAAUAACAGCUGCUAAUGCUGGAAUUACUCUCACUGCAGCCCAGAUGGUGUUGUUUGCCGAGUUGCAUUGGAAUCCCAGCAUAAUAAGCCAAGCCGAAGGCAGAGCCCACAGGAUAGGCCAAGAGAAUCAAGUAGUUGUGCGAUAUCUCAUCGCCCCUGGUACAGCAGAUGAUCACAUCUGGCCUUUACUUCAAGAAAAACAACGUACGCUCAAAACGGCAGGGCUUUGCAAGGAUUCCUUCGACAAUGUUACUGUUACGAAACAAGACAAUGAAGUUGUGACAGACGGAUUAGACGCAAGUGGUAACAGAAUCCCUGAUACUAGGACAUACUACAUGCCUACAAAAAAAAGGAAGGUUGAAUCUUCAGAUGAGAUUUUCGAUGAUGGAUUCGAUGAUAUUCUCAGCAAAUGUUCUAUGGAAGCGGAAGAUGCUUUUAAUGAUGGUUUUGAUGAGUUGCUAGGUGAAAUUGACAUUUGAACGUGUCAAGGGGUUGUCUCAUUGUGAUAUCGACUGUUUUAUUUUAUGAAGAUAUUUUUUAUUUCAAAUUGUGAAAACUCGUUGGUUUUAGAAUAAAGACCAUUUUUUGUUUUUCCAAUCGUCAACUCCUUGCCGAUUAUGAAAGUAUGUUUGAGUGAUAGGAUAACUAAUGAAACAACAUUGAUACUGUCAAGAUUCAUGUCAAAUUCUUCCCAUGUUGACUCAGAUAACUUCAUACGAGUACCUGCCAUCAUUUGUUUUUGAUGUUUUCAUUAUGUAAUAUAUCUUUUUUAUGUUUUUUAAA
Messenger RNA from Leptinotarsa decemlineata (Colorado potato beetle), 2278 nucleotides. It is a transcript of the gene Marcal1, whose product is annotated as SWI/SNF-related matrix-associated actin-dependent regulator of chromatin subfamily A-like protein 1. NCBI's taxonomy places the organism in Eukaryota, Metazoa, Arthropoda, Insecta, Coleoptera, Chrysomelidae. Gene Ontology annotation, biological process: replication fork processing; DNA repair. The record is from RefSeq and is a predicted model, not a curated record. Gene Ontology annotation, cellular component: nuclear replication fork. Gene Ontology annotation, molecular function: ATP binding.